AUGGUCUGCCUCGCAGCGUACUUUGUACCGAGUGUCAACACCCACUUGUUUUCCGUGUGCAUGCUGAGCAGCUUUUGCGCCUACAGCGCGCAGUGCUAUGGGUAUAUCUAUCUUCGUCGACGCUUUCAUCACCUCGAGCGGACGUUUACGAGCCCUCUUGGGGUGCCCGGCGCCGUCUUUGCUUUUUGCGUCUGGCAGCUCAACAUCCUUUCGAUUCUUGGGUUCCAGACAUCACCCGGCGUCGCGUUUGGCGCCUUUGCCGUUCUCUGGUGUCUCCUCACCAUCUACUACUACGCCUAUGCCAAGCACCGCCAAACCAUCUCGGACGACGAGCGCAAGAUCUUAUUUGUUGCACACGUGGCCAACUACAAUGCGUCGCGCGCGACGCAGACCAAGUCGGGCAGUAAAAACAGCUCAAAAAGUCGGGUCAUUCGAGUCGCCGGUUGCUAGGACGGGGUGGCGCCGUCAAGUACCAAAUCAAAGCCUCGAAUCAAACCAACACGCUUACAACGAUAUGCACAGACCACUAACCUGAAAUACACAAACGAUACAUGGUAGAACCGGC
This is a messenger RNA of Saprolegnia parasitica CBS 223.65, 565 nucleotides long. RefSeq lists its product as hypothetical. The transcript has 2 exons. Bases 1 to 450 code for a protein of 149 amino acids. Lineage: Eukaryota; Oomycota; Saprolegniomycetes; Saprolegniales; Saprolegniaceae. The record is from RefSeq and is a predicted model, not a curated record.